AUGUCGCGGCAGAACCACCAACCCAUCCCGUUGACGGGAUUCCCCAUGAUGACCACCACCGAGGUGUGCGACUGCUUGGCGGCACUGUACAUCACCGCGUCACCAGAGGACCUCACCAAGCCGACGGCGGCAACAACACAGGCGAUCUGGAACGGCUUGCUCUACUCGCUCAUGGCCAUCCCCGUGGAUCAGUUCGAGGGGCCGAAGCAGUCUCUCCUCGGCAUGAUGCAGUAUCGGGAACUGUACUCGGACGGCCUGGGAUUCAUCAUGUUCUACCAGCACUGCCGCACGCUCGCGAUGCUGUGCGGCAUCAAGGACUUUACCAUCGCCGACCUCACUCGACCAGAAGCGACCCGUCUGCGCACCGUAAUGAGCGGCAUUAUGAACUUUGCCAAGUUUAGGGACGAGCGCCAGCGCUUCCACCUCGAGGUGCAGCAGCGGAGCCAGGCCGAGCUGGACCGCGCCGAGGAACUGCGCCGCCGCCUGGACAAUUUGGAUGCCUCGAUUGGCGACAUCAGGGCGAAGAACAAGGCCGACGGCCCGAUCAUGGAGGAGAGGCAGAAGCGCAACAAGGGCAUCCACAACGAGCUGCUCGAGCUGCGGCAGCAGCAGAUGAAGCUGUCAGCUGAAGUAGAGGAGCUCAAGCGUGAUCGGUCACGGAUCAUGGAGGACGCGGCGGAAAAGAGCCGCGAACUCGCUGUGCUCCAGCAGAACACGUUGAGCGCGAGGUCACGCUUCGUACGGUCACCCGACAGGAUCAAGGGACAGAUCCGGCAGAUGAGCGAGCAGCUUGCGGCCGAGCGGUCCACACACGCCGGGUACGUGCGCUCCGCAGCCGAGCACACGAAGCGCAACACGAUCAUCACUGGUCUCGAGGCGGAGCUGAAGCGGUUGGUCGAUCUCGAGCGCGAGAUCGAGUCGCAACGGAGCAAGGCCGAGGAGGGACGGCGGCACCGAACAGCACUGCGCGCAAAGCUCGAGCAGGUCAAGAUCGAGCAGGACGGCGCCAAGGAGCGGCAAAAGCAGCUCGACCGGCAGAUCAAGAAUGCCGAGGACCGCCUGGCGCGUCAGAAGGAGAUGGCCGUCGAGUUUAGGGAGAAGGCAACAAAGAAGAUCCAGGUGUUGAAAGAGGACUACGUGGUCAAGUCCAAGGACCGUAACAAGUCACAGAAGGAGCGCGACGAGCUUUUGCGCGAGCAGAAGGUGCUCGAGGCGGAGAUGGCUGCGUUCAUCAACGAGAGCGAAACGAAUCUCAACGACUUGCUGCAAGAGUACUGGGCGAUGCGGAAGCAGGCCGAGGACUACAUGAACACGAUGACGGUCAAGCUCGGCCUGGUGAUGAAGUAG
Vanrija pseudolonga is the source of this 1347-nucleotide messenger RNA. RefSeq names its product putative kinetochore protein NUF2 (gene NUF2). Gene Ontology annotation, cellular component: Ndc80 complex; kinetochore. The transcript has 5 exons. Gene Ontology annotation, molecular function: protein-containing complex binding. The coding region runs from base 1 to 1347 and encodes 448 amino acids. The record is from RefSeq and is a predicted model, not a curated record. NCBI's taxonomy places the organism in Eukaryota, Fungi, Basidiomycota, Tremellomycetes, Trichosporonales, Trichosporonaceae. Gene Ontology annotation, biological process: mitotic spindle organization; kinetochore organization; meiotic chromosome segregation.